Helianthus annuus (common sunflower) is the source of this 321-nucleotide messenger RNA. RefSeq lists its product as uncharacterized. The record is from RefSeq and is a predicted model, not a curated record. The transcript has a single exon. Lineage: Eukaryota; Viridiplantae; Streptophyta; Magnoliopsida; Asterales; Asteraceae. The coding region runs from base 1 to 321 and encodes 106 amino acids.
AUGGGUGGUGGCGGCGGUCGGUGGCAGUGGGUGGAGGCGGCGGUGGUCGACGGUGGCGUCGGUGCUCGAUGGAGGGAGGUGGCAGCGACAAUAGUGGGUGGUGGUCGGUGGUGUCGCCAGUGGUCAAUGGUGGAGGGAGGUGGCGACGACAACAGUGGGUGGUGGUCUGCGGUGUCGCCAGUGGUCGAUGGUGGAGGGUGGUGGCGGCGAUGGGUGGCGGUGGUCGAAAGUGGUAGGUUACGACGACGACGCUGGUCAGGGCUAGUGGCGGGAUGUUGGUGGCAAUGGUCGGUGGUAGUGGUAGUGGGUGGUGAUGAUUAG